UGCUGCGGUUUCCGGCGGCGCGGUUGGCUUGAGUCGGGCGGUGCGUUCACGGAUCACUGGCGAGCCGCACGGCGACACCUUCGCGUCUCUUCCUCCGCCGGAGAACUUGGAGCCUGGAAGUCGAGUCUGGGAUUUUGGGGGUCUCUCGGGUCGGCAUGGAGGUUUCGAUGGGCACGCGCGCGCGGCGCGGGGUCAAGUUCCUGUUGAUCCUCUUGGUCGUGAAGGCAGCAGCCGACUGCUCCAUCCCGAAGGCACCGGGAAACACUGUCUUGAGCGACCAGUCCCUCCUUUUAAAUAUAUUCCCAGAGGGUGUGGAAGCGUAUUUUGACUGUGCUUAUGGGUACGUCGUUGAAAGUGGCUCUGGGAAAAUAACCUGCGUUCAAAGCAUCUGGACUGAACCAGACCUGGUCUGCAAAAAGAUGGACUGUGGUCCCCCUAAAGCUAAGCCCAAUAUGAGCUUCGAUAUCAGCGCUGGUACCCUGGUGGGCGCAGAUAUAAGAGUACUCUGCAAUACAGGAUUCAAGCUCAGUGGACCCAGCUACAAAAAGUGCUAUCCGAAGGGCUGGAGUGGCAACCCCAAGUGUCACAUCAUUUCGUGCGGUCCACCUGGUAAUGUGACCAAUGGCAGAAGCUUAUGGGAUUCUAAAGACGACCCAUUAUACGGAGACGUCAUCCACUACGUCUGCAACCAAGGAUACACCCUCAUUGGGAACAGCAGCACUUCGUGCAGCGCAAGUGGUGGCUACGAUUCUCCGGCUCCCACCUGCGAAGGUGUGAGAACAGAAGAAACAAUGGCAUCACCAACAUCUACACCUCCACAAGAAGUGUCCCCUUCCACAGAAUCGUCUGCAUCCCUCACGGCCCGCAGCGAUAAAACGACCAGCGCCACACAAACAGUCUCACCUUCAGGGCCGGGUACAGAGGAGUUUCUCCACACCACCGCGCGCAGCUCAGCUGAGACGCUUUUAGGCACGGCACGUGGCGGAGGCAUUUUGACAGCCGGGGGCCAAGCCACGACGACCACCGGGACGUCCCUUCGAGACGCGCACGGGGGGGCUGUGGACACCAACGAGGGUCUCGGUCAUACGGCUGUUGUAAUCAGUGUCAUAUGCGUGGCAUCAGUUGUGUGUCUCUUGGCACUCUGUUUACACAGGUUUCUUCUGAGGAGAAAAGGCUCAUAUGACACCCGAGAAGACCUGAAGCCGGAGUUAUUACAGUUCCAAAAUCUUUAGAUUGCCGACCCGACUAAGCUCUGCGAAUGGAGCAGUGGGCACUUAUUGAAGCGCAUGGUGACCCUGGGGGGGGACGGGACGGCGUCCCCCGAGUCCACGGGACAUGGGACAGAAGACGAAUUUUGUUUGCACUUCAAUUGGCAGAUAAUCAAACCCUUUAAAAGCAUCGUCAUUGAAAUCAGCAUCAGAAGAGCACUUUUUAUAAGGACUUUUUUUUUUACCACCACAACUAUAAAUACCUCACGCCACUAUACUAUUGAUAUUUGUACAUUAUUUAUGUAAUAGACUUAUGUUAUGAAGUA
Pungitius pungitius (ninespine stickleback) is the source of this 1534-nucleotide messenger RNA. Its product is annotated as complement decay-accelerating factor. Gene Ontology annotation, biological process: negative regulation of complement activation, classical pathway. The record is from RefSeq and is a predicted model, not a curated record. Bases 156 to 1232 code for a protein of 358 amino acids. Lineage: Eukaryota; Metazoa; Chordata; Actinopteri; Perciformes; Gasterosteidae. The transcript has 13 exons.